Messenger RNA from Scomber scombrus (Atlantic mackerel), 3934 nucleotides. It is a transcript of the gene pbxip1b, whose product is annotated as pre-B-cell leukemia homeobox interacting protein 1b. The coding region runs from base 96 to 2939 and encodes 947 amino acids. The record is from RefSeq and is a predicted model, not a curated record. NCBI's taxonomy places the organism in Eukaryota, Metazoa, Chordata, Actinopteri, Scombriformes, Scombridae. The transcript has 11 exons.
GUUCUGAAGUUGGAUGAAGAGACAAGUGUAUCUGUGACAGUCUGUUGGGUCCGAAGUAAAGCGACCAAGGAGACAGAUAAAGCCUCUAGGGGGCCAUGUCUGGCAGCAGCAGUACUAACAACAGCUGGACAAUCCUCACUCCUGAGGAGACUGCUGCUGAAACCCUGAGGCCUUUGGCAGAAGGGACAGAGCACCAUGAGGAAACCCAUACAUCUACAGCAGGCAGUGGGGCAAACAAGCAGCCUGCAGAGGAUACAGCGCCUGCAGAGGGACUCUCUGUGGAGGAACACCUGGUAUCAGAAGAGAAAAAAGGAGAGCCAAGUGAAAUCUCCAGCACAAAUCACCAUGCUGACGUGCCCAUCACUAUCACUGAUGCCCCCGUACCCUCCUCUCUGGAAGUCUCGAGCAGCUCCUUCCCUGGCGGUGAUGCACUCAUCCAGUCAGAGGGCCUAGCUGAGGGCAUGGCACAGUCCACCCCAGACCCUGAUUCAUUCUCUGACUCCUACACCCACAUAAGUCCCUCCCCUGAGGAGCCCCCAGCCUCACUGCUGAGCACAGAAACUCUGGGAGGGAUUGAGUUUACACAGGAAAAAGAGAGGCCGGCACAGGAAAGAGCGUUGCAUCCGUUAAAUGGGGAGGAGCUACAACGGGAAGGGGAGGAGUCAGGCCUGUCUCCAAGGACAACUGACUUAGGGAAACAGGCAGACUCCCCAAGGGAAUCAGAGGUGGGGGAUGAGAGGGCAGAGAAAACGGGAGAGGAGGGAGAGCCAGAGGUGAGGAGAAGGAGGUCUCUUUUGGCAGCUCUGGAGCGGAUUGGAAGAGCGGAGGAGGAAGAAGAGGCAGAGGAAGAAUUUCAGCUACCACAGCGAGACGAAGAGAGUGGGUUCUCUGUGAACAAGUGCAUCCUGGGUGCCAUCAUUCUGGUAGGCCUCGGGACCAUCUUUUUCUCAGGUGUCUUCAUGGACCUGGAUGAGGAGAGUGACUAUAACACAAGGGAGCUGAAAGAUCCAGAUGUACUAGGAAAACAGGAGUGGCUUAAUCCAGAGGUUCCUCCACCCCCAGCAGAUGCUGACGGUACAGAUCUUCUAAAUAAGAUAGCCGACGAAAACCAGCACAUUUCUGCGCUACAUGACCAACUUCAGGCACAGAAAGAAGAGCUAAAAGUAGCCAAGGGACAGGCAGCAGAGGGGGCAGCGGAGCGGCUGCAGAGGGAGGAGGUGGAGAAGGAAAACAGUAGGUUGAAGAAAGAGAUUGCAUCUCUCCCUGUCCUUCAAAAAGAGAACGAGAGGAUGAAGAGAGAGCUGGAGUCUGUCUCGUCCCUACAGAAAGAACUAGACACUCUGAGAUCCACUCUGACUGAAAUAAAACUCUCAUCAGCCAGUGAAGCAGCCAAGAUGCCUGUGAAGCCUACUGCAUCGCCCCCCAGUGGUCAGCCAGAGGACAGCAAACCGGUCACAGCUGGAUCCACUGAGAGACACCCCAGGAAACCACUAGAUGAGCAAAGGCCUGAUAAGAAGAUAGAUUGGAAGAAGGACAAACAUGACAUGGGCGAGAAGAAAGAGUGGAAAGAGAAAGAAAAAUCUGAAUGGAAAGAAGGAGAGAAAAAGAAGAGCAAAGAUGGGGGUAAAACAGAAUGGAAGCAGAAGGAGGUGAAAAAGGCGAAACAUGAGCAAGUAAAAUUUGACAAGGAGAAAGAAAUGGAAGGUAAGCAAAAGAAGCACAGUGAUGACAAACAAAGGAAGGAGAAAGACUGGAAGAAAGAAAAGGCAAGCAGAGGGGAUGAAGGAAAACCAUGGAAGGAUAGGGAAGGGAAGAAAGAAAGGACAGAAAAGAGUGAAAGAAAAGAACUGAAGGGAGAGAAAGACUGGAAAAAGCCAAAGUAUGAGAAACAGAGUGAGGGUAAGCAAUGGAGGGGGAAAGAGGACAACAAAGAUUGGAAGGGAGGAAAAGAACAUGGAGAGAGACACAAGGGCAAGGAGGAGUGGAAGGGAGAGAAGGAGUGGAUGAAAUCAAAAGAUGGCUUUAAGGAAAGUGGCAAAGACAAGUGGGAGAAAAAAGAUUGGAAAGAGAAAGGAGAGAGGAAGGAGUGGAAGAACAAAAAUGGCAAAGAUCAUGGUAAAGAAGAGAAAAGAAAGGGUGAAAGGAAACAGUGGGAAACUAGCGAAAAUCAUGGUAAAGGGAAGGGGAAGAAUGAGAGGAAACAGUGGGGUGAGAGCCAUGGAAAGACAAAAAAUGGUAAAGAUGAUAAGGACUGGAAGAAGACGGAUGAGUGGAAGCAGUUGGAAAAGAAAAAAGAGGAGUGGAAGAGAGGAGAACAGAAAGAGAAAAAGCAGUACGGAGAGUGGAAAAAGGACAAAUCCAGCUUCUACAAAAACAAAGACGAGCACAAGCCUACCAGUAAUCACCACCACCAUGAGGAGCAUCUGUGGAGUGACAAGAAGCACCCUCAUACACACCACCACCCCUCCCUUGAUCAACCUGAGUACUGGGUACAGCAAAGAGACCGCCUCCAGCAUAGCCCUAAACUUCCACAGCAAUGUAACUCACUGGAGACCUGUGCCCAGGCAGAGGGGCUGCUCCCUGUCCCUUUACCCGAGUUCGAGGCCAUCCUCCAAACAUAUCUAGCCAAGGCAGAAAAGGCCGGUGUGGAUUCCUCCAAAAGAGAAGAGCUCAAAAAGCUAGCCACAGAGUUCUUCAAGGACGAGGUCUUCGUUCAUAACCAGAUGAGCUUUCAAGAUUUCGUCCAAGAUGUGGGCGAUAUUUUAGAAGACAUGGUGGAUGCGGAUGAGGACAGUGAAGAAGAGGAUAGUGCCAUAGAGGAAGAAAUGGAGCAGUUUGAAAGAGAAGUCAUGAAAAAGUUUUCAGUGCCAGGAGCUGGAGGGAAAGAGGAGAAAAUGAAAGGGGAGUGGAAGAAGGAAAGUGGCCGAGCACGUGGCUGAAGAAGUGAUAGAAUUGAUGGAUCUGUCACAUGAAGCUUAAGAGGAGUCAUUACAGAUGAUGGGUUAUUCAAAGGGAACACUUAAUAAUGGACCACAAAUGCUUACAAGUACGCAUUUAUCAUGCUGUCAUCGUUUUUAAAGGAUCUUAUUUUUGCCCCUUCCCUAUGUUGUCCAAGAGAUUCAACUUAAAAUUUCAUUUCAGUGACAUUAUACUUGUUAGAUUUUGUUGAAUGUUAUUCUGUUUUAUUUCUGACUCUCACCUCCAGAAUAUAUAAUAUAAAGUCUUAUUCACACACUGCAUCUCUUAUUCAAACACUGUUGAAGUCUGUUCACUGGUCAGGCAGGCUCCUACGCUAUGCCAUCUUAGUGUGUUGAUUGCUUUAUUCUGACUGAUAAUGUCAGAUGAUCUUCAAGUCAUUAAUAAACAGCUUUUUAUGAAUUGGGGGGCAUACAGUAAACUGUUGAAAAAACUGCUGAAUAUUUUAUGUGAAAUCAGAAGUCAUUGAAAUCAUUGGGUUUUUUUCUUUUGAAUGAAUGUACAUAUUUCAUUAAACACAUUUGUUUAAAGAACUAUGCUAAAAUGCAGAAAUAUAUAGUUAACUUAUUUUAUAGUCUGGCAUAAUAUAGUUUAAAAAACCGAUUGGUUGGCACAUAAAAUAUUGACAUGUUAAGCAUGUAUGUUUCUUUUCAGGUACACAACUCUGCACUAAAAUGUCCUUAAUUAUUGUUUAAGUUGUAUGAAUGUAGCAUUUGUUUAUAUUGAUUAAGCGGGCUAUGGAACUGGCAAAAUAGUUUGCAAAAUAAAGCAUGUUUUCUUUUCUGUUUACCUGCUAACUUAUGAAAUGUUGUUGAUUCAAAGGCCUGUAGCCACAUUAAGGUUGUUUUUCAGAGGGUAACAACACAGAACCACGUACUUUGUUUGUAAGGAUGUUCAUAUUUGCACCUACUAUUUUCGUAAGAGCAGUACAAUAAAUUUGAUGCAUCCAUGUGAUGAA